GCAACAGCAGCAGCAGAGCGAUUCCAACAUUGGAGAACUGUCAUCUAGGAAUGCUUCAAAUAUCAAAUCAUCAGAUGUUUAACCUCGCAUCAGAAGAAUUCAGUUGUAAAGAACUGCAAAUGAUCUUAUGCAAAGAGUUGACAAAUAGUGAUGUUUCAAACAUUGGGAGAAUUGUACUACCAAAGAGGGAGGCUGAGGCUUAUCUUCCUCCAUUAUCUGAAAGAGAAGGGAUCCUGCUUGACAUGGAUGACAUGACACUUGCAGUUACAUGGAAGUUCAAGUUCAGGUUUUGGCCAAACAACAAGAGUAGAAUGUAUAUAUUGGAAAAUACAGGUAUGGAAGAACAACUUCAUAGUUUCUAGACCACAGCUCAUUCUUAUUUUUUCCAUGAUCAGCUGGUUUUGUCAGAGCACAUUGCCUUCAAGCAGGGGACUUUUUAUUCAUCUACAGGAAUCCAACAUCCGGGAAUCAUAUUAUCAGAGGAAACAAGGGAAUGCCACAGCGGAGUCCUUUGGAUUCACUACAGUAUAGCAGUAGAAACCAGUUCAUCGUCAAUGAAGACUGCUGCAGCUCAACAUUACAUGUCAAGAAAGCUAGAAGUGAUAGGAGGCACUCUCCUAUCAACCCAAACAAAAUAAUUGGACAUGGCAGCAGUUCUCUCACCAUGACUGAGCUAAAUGAUCUUGAAGGGGACAUUACUUGUCAUCCUCACUAUUUUCCUGAAUAGAUGUUGUUUGUUUUAUGGCAUUUACA
This is a messenger RNA of Musa acuminata AAA Group (dessert banana), 753 nucleotides long. Its product is annotated as B3 domain-containing protein Os04g0676600-like. Gene Ontology annotation, molecular function: DNA binding. The transcript has 5 exons. The coding region runs from base 51 to 362 and encodes 103 amino acids. Lineage: Eukaryota; Viridiplantae; Streptophyta; Magnoliopsida; Zingiberales; Musaceae. The record is from RefSeq and is a predicted model, not a curated record.